AUGUCGACCUCCAUCAUCGAGGAUGCUCGCCAACAGGCCGAGGACAUUGACCACUAUGACCGCGCGCUCGCCGAUCUGCUCCUACAGCUCUCGUCGCCGGUGACGCUGACCCACCGCGACCGGCUCGCGACCUCGCACCGCGCCAAUGACCUCGUACAACGCAUCGUCCAUCGAUCAGAGACGCUCCUCACCGUCCUGGACGAAGCUAACCCCGAACGACAACGCGAGAUCGACGCUUUGGCCGGUGGGACUGAUCCUGAACCGGGGCAGGACCUCGCCGAGUUCUACUCGCGGCUGGCCAAGCUCAAGGAACACCAUCGCAAGUACCCCGAACGAUCCGCGACCACCACCACCAACACCCCUGCAACCAACCCGAACCGCGCCUCGUCGUCCGGCAUCGUCGAUUUCGCCGCUCUCGAACACGGCGACGAGGAAUGGCUCGACAACAAGUUCACCGGCGAGGAAGGGCUCGGUCGCUACCUCGAUCUCAACGCCCAGCACGAGCUCUACAACAACCUCUCGACCCAACCGAUCGGCACAUGGAAGCGCCUCAACUACCUGCAGUACCUCGCCAAGGUCGGCGAGGCCAAGUUCGACCUCCCGCUCUCGAUCAAGGCCACGCCCGAGUACUCGAAAUACCUCGCCAACCUGCUCGACUACCUUACCGGCUUCCACGAGCGCGCCUUCCCGCUCAAGGAUCUCGAGUCCGUUCUCACCAAUGCCGAUCGGCGCUUUGCUCAAGCAUGGGAACAAGGCGACGUGCCCGGCUGGAGUAACGCCACGAACGAAGAGGCGCACAACGGUCAGGCCGAGCAGGGCAUCUGGUGUGCAGCAUGCGAGUCCCUCAAAGAACAAGGGUAGCGUAGUACGGCUCCGAAAGCUGACACUGUGUGCGUGCGACCAACAGGCCAGAAGAACUACUCGAAAGAAACCGUCUACAACGCGCAUCUGACCUCCAAAAAGCACGUCAAGGCCGCCCAAAAGCUGUCCCACGAAGCAGCAUCCACCACCACCACCACCACCACUACAGCACCAACAUCCGAAACCGUCACUCCGGAAUCGUUGGCCAAACUACGGCAGCAAAAGAACCGGGCUUUGGCUCUGAAAGAAGCGCUCAUCGCCUCGCUCGUCGCUUCCAAAUCCCCCUUGCAAGACGAGGCAGGACCCCUGUCGCAACUCCUCGCUGAUACCUUGUCCAACACCGAACGUCGUGCUGCUCUCACGGACAAAGAGAGGGCGAACGAGAUUGAAGAACUCGAAGCUCGCGAAGCGGCCGAAGUCGCCGCUGCCUCGGCCGCCGCCCAAGCGAAAGGGAUCGCCGAAGGACGACUCCCCAUCUCCGGCCAAGACGACGACGAAGAAGAGCGCAUCUACAACCCUCUCAAACUACCUUUGGGCUGGGACGGGAAACCCAUCCCUUUCUGGUUGUACAAGUUGCACGGAUUGGGCGUCGAGUACAAGUGCGAGAUCUGCUCGGAUUACGUUUACAUGGGACGAAAAGCGUUCGAGAGACAUUUCCAGGAGUCGAGGCAUGCGUUUGGGAUGAGGGCCUUGGGGUUGCCGAAUACGAAGCACUUCCAUGAGAUCACCAGGAUCGAGGAUGCGAUCGCUUGUAAGUUGGCACCAUUGUUGGUACCGCAACUUGGACACAGUUCACUGACAACAACUCAUUUCCUUGACAGUGGCCGAGAAGCUGAAGCAGGAAGGCAAGCAAGAAAUCCAACAGGUCGAACUGACGGAGGAGCUCGAGGACGACGACGGCAACGUGUACAACCGAAAGGUGAGGUUUUGUCCAGUCUGGACCUCGUGUCUCCUUUCUGGCCUCUGACAUUCUUCGCUCCCUUCCUGCUUUUCGACAGACAUACGAGGACUUGAAGCGACAAGGGCUGUUAUAA
Microbotryum saponariae is the source of this 1895-nucleotide messenger RNA. NCBI's taxonomy places the organism in Eukaryota, Fungi, Basidiomycota, Microbotryomycetes, Microbotryales, Microbotryaceae. The record is from the annotation of a GenBank genome assembly.